AUGAUGGCGCGGGAGCAGAGCCGGAUCUCCGUGUGGCUCUGCCGGGAGGAGAAGAUUAUCCUCGGCGUGUCGAAGCGCACCAGCUGCGCGGACGUGGUCAGAGCGCUGGUGCAGGGCGAGCGCAGCGCGCCGCAGUCCUACUGCAUCGUGGAGAAGUGGCGAGGCUGCGAGAGGAUCCUGCCCAGCAGAACCAAGAUCCUGCGGCUGUGGGUCGCCUGGGGAGAGGAGCAGCGGAGCGUCAAGUUCGUGCUGGUGAGGAGCGAAGCGUCGCUGGCGAGCCGCGGGGCGCGGAGCGCGGAGGCGCGGGUGGUGCUCAGCAGGGGUCCCGCAGAGAGAGAGGUCCCCCGCUGUCCCAUGGCUGGCAUCUCCACCGAGAAGCAGCGGCGAGUGGUCAGGAAAGCCUUCAGGAAGCUGGAGAAGAUGAAGAAAGCAGCGAGAGAGGAGCAGCCUGCCGCCGAGAGGGUGGAGACCCUGGUGCACCUGGUGGUGUCCCAGGACCACACCAUCAGACAGCAGCUCCAGAGGAUCUCAGAGUUGGACGCUGAGAUCGAGAAGUGCGAGGCCCAGGUGCACGUGGACAGAAUGAGGAGACAUGGCCUCAACUAUGUGCAGGACACUUAUUUACUGGACGCUGCCGCCGCCACAGCGUCCAGUCGGGAGGAGGCAGAGCAGGUUUCAUCCGAGACUCUGGACAAGUUUGAGGAGUUUGUCCUCAAGUGUGAGGAGCUGGUGCGGCUGCAGGAGCAGCUGUGGGAGCAGGAGGCGCUGGCGGAGGCGAUGACGGGGCAGGUCCAGGAGGAGCUGAACCACCGCUGGAUGCAGAGGAGGCAGGAGGAGCUGCAGAGGAGGGACACGCCGGAGCUGCUCCUGGAGGCCGAGAGAAUCCACACGCAGCUGGACGCCAGCGCCUACAUCGGCCUGCGCCUCCACACGGAUUUAGAAGCUAUUAGGAGCGAUUUAGAGCUGAGCCAGGAGAUUUGUGAGGCCAGGGAGAAGGAGAUGAGGGAUUUGGUGGAGAAAGUCAACACUUUGGACAUAGAUGAAGGAAGGAGAGGCGGCCCGGAUGAUCAGGAGGGGAUGAUGAGCACCGAGGGGGGGAAGAGUGAGUGGGUGGAGCAGGCCAGGGGUCUGUCACAGUCUCACACCAUCCGCGAUGAUGAUUCGGACACGGGCUUAAGCUCUUUGCACAGCCAGGACUCGGACUGCCAGCCUGGCUGGGAGUCGCUGGUUUGAAGUGGACUGGCUGAAGAAACCUGCUGUCCUAGUUUGAUACCUCGCACUUGACUCCUGUCUGUACAAUAAACCUUCCGAGAGCCAUCGGGAUGUUUUCUUCACACUUUGACCAACUGCUUUUACAAAUCUUUCUGAACUUUUCUCCAGCUCAGGACGCACACAGGUGAAAGUGAACUCCACAGCCCCGUGUUCUUCCAUGCAAUAGGCAGUAUACAGUUCGUACUGAGGUCUCUGUGCCUAGAAA
This is a messenger RNA of Synchiropus splendidus (mandarinfish), 1477 nucleotides long. RefSeq names its product Ras association domain family member 10b (gene rassf10b). The record is from RefSeq and is a predicted model, not a curated record. Gene Ontology annotation, biological process: signal transduction. The transcript has a single exon. Lineage: Eukaryota; Metazoa; Chordata; Actinopteri; Syngnathiformes; Callionymidae. Bases 1 to 1233 code for a protein of 410 amino acids.